AUGGUAGCAACUGUGCAGCUAAUUAAAUUUAGGUAUUUACUCAUAAUUGUCCAACACUUGCUCGCUAGGAGUAAGAUCAUCUGGCGUUACACAGACCAAGGUACUGUUUCAAUACAGUAUGCUGUACAUAUGAUCGGAGCAUUGGUGUAAAAACAAGUGAAAAUCAAGCAAGGGCGUUAGAGGGUGAAUUGUGGCAUAGCGGAUUGACAAUACUCAUUGACAAAUAGUCUUGUUAACUGCCCAGAGCCCAAAACUUUCUUUAGAGGAGUAAAAUCGACGUAAAUAUUUGAAUUUCAGCAGCGUCAUUCCUGACGAUGACUGCAAGUUAUUCGAAACGUAGAAUAAAAAUGUUAAUCGUUUCAGAGCUGCCUAUGGCUGUGUAUAACAUUAAAAUGUUGUUUACUUACUCUAGUUUUAUACCUAAUUUGUGUAAAUCGCUUUUUAUAUUACAUUAAAUUUAGUUGCUAUUACAUAACAAAUAUCUGCUAUUACAUAACAGAUACCUUGUAAAGAUCUUUUGUGGCUUACAUAAAUUCGUUGUUUACUGUAGGUUCUGUGUCUGCAACGUACAAUCUAAAAAAGUCAUCCAGUAUUUUGAAAGGAGAGAUUGCCUUCAUGAAACAACUAAAGAAAUGGUUGGGAGAGAAGUGUAAAUGGAAUCUUUGUUACAGAGCUUCCAGAGAUGGUUGGAGAGCCCAAGAUUUUCACAAACAUUGUGACAAUAAAGGACCAACAGUGGUUUUGGUGAAAGCCAAUGAUUGUAUAUUUGGAGGAUACACUGACCAACACUGGGAAUCUUCAG
Paramuricea clavata is the source of this 802-nucleotide messenger RNA. The record is from the annotation of a GenBank genome assembly. NCBI's taxonomy places the organism in Eukaryota, Metazoa, Cnidaria, Anthozoa, Malacalcyonacea, Plexauridae.